This is a messenger RNA of Onychomys torridus (southern grasshopper mouse), 1389 nucleotides long. It is a transcript of the gene Ccdc28a, whose product is annotated as coiled-coil domain containing 28A. The transcript is spliced from 6 exons. The record is from RefSeq and is a predicted model, not a curated record. Lineage: Eukaryota; Metazoa; Chordata; Mammalia; Rodentia; Cricetidae. Bases 337 to 891 code for a protein of 184 amino acids.
CUCUUCUCCCGCGGCCGCCGGAGCCAUACCUGAAGGUGGCUACGGGAGUCCUGAGCCCCAGGUUAAGUGAUGCGAGCCAUGCUAAGGGACCAGGAAGGGGCGUGGCUUCCGCCUCAUAGAGGGUCCCGCCCCUGUGACGUCACUUCCGUAAACAAAGGGCGCUGUGCAGGCGCGGGUCCCAGGCUGGUGACCCGGCUUGGCGAUCCCGGACACUUAAACUGCAGCUGUAGCAGAGGCUUUGGACGCUCUCUGACCCUUUCCAGUUAAGGAAGGGGAUCGCAGCCUCUUCCUCCGGUCAUACGAAGCUGGUGUUGAUGUGUCGAAGAACUUAAAACAAUGGAAGAGCGGAAAGUGAAGAGGAAGAGCCCCAAGUCUUUCAGUGCCCACUCUACUCAGGUUGUUAAUGCCAAAAAAAAUGCCAUCCCAGCUAGUAAAAGCACAGGCUUUUCAAAUCCCACAGCACAGGCAACUUCCCAGCGGCCAAAGUUAAAGAGAGUGAUAAAAGAAAAGAACAGACCUCAAGCAGGAGAAGGGAAGGGAGCCCAGUCCACUCCCAUCCAGCACUCCUUUCUCACGGAUGUCUCCGAUGUCCAGGAGAUGGAGCGUGGCCUCCUCAGUCUGCUGAAUGAUUUCCACUCUGGAAAGCUGCAGGCGUUCGGAAAUGAAUGUUCCAUAGAACAGAUGGAACAUGUCCGGGGAAUGCAGGAGAAAUUAGCUCGAUUGAACUUGGAGCUGUACGGGGAGUUAGAGGAGCUUCCUGAGGAUAAGCGGAAAGCGGCCAGCGACGCCAACCUGGACAGACUUCUGUCUGACUUAGAAGAAUUGAAUUCUUCUAUACAGAAGCUGCAUUUGGCAGACGCGCAGGAUGUUCCCAAUCCAUCCACCAGCUAACAGCCUGCUCUGGGGGAUUCGCAGAGAAGCGGCAGCCUUUGCUUUUCCAGCCGAGUCCAGGAGCAGAAUCAUCUUCCACAACGUUCAAGUGCUGAAAGCGCAUGUGCAGUGAUUGUGUUCACAUGCCCGCUGCGCCCCGCUUCUAGUCCACGUGCUUGCUGUAAUUCACCGCUGGGGAGGGCGUGGCCUGGCUGCAGGUCCAUCAGGAAGUGGGAUGCAGAGUUGUGCUGCUGAGUGUUCUUCUGAUGCCUUAAGGUUAUACUUGAAAUGCUUUGUGCUAAACAUUCGGGAGGGCUGAAGGAUGUGUCCUGCGAUCACCACACUGACCCAGUUCUGGUCACACGGUGGUGGUGCCCAGGCCUCCUUGUGGCAGCCCAGCUUCAGUUUACGUCCGACAAUCAGUACACACGCUGAUGUGUUUCCCAAUGGCCAGUGACAAAUGUUUGAUAAGUAUUUGUGAGAUUCGCUAUUUUUAAUAAAGUGAUUGUUUUAAAUGAU